AUGGUCUGCCAAUGGACGUCCGAGGAGCAGCAUGUGGUUCUUGAGGUUCCCGAUGGCGAGGACUCCAAGUCAACCUCGGAUUCGGAACGCACCAGCUGGGCACAACUUCUCCAGGAAAUGGAGGAGAACAAGGUGAGUGAUCCAACGAUCAACCAGCAUGACCUGCAUGCCCCUGUCACUGAUGAUGGUAUUCCAGGUCGACACCGCUAUUUGAUCAAGCCGAAAGCCGCGCCCAUCUACUUCCAGUAUGCCGGGGUGACUACCAACUUCAAGUACACCAACUGUGCUUCUGCUUUCACUACUGAAGAGCUUGAUGCAAGCCGAGUUUUGACGAAGGUCUGGAGGGUAUUUUACCACAAGGAGAGCAAUGAGAUUUCACCGCGAAAGCCGUUGUAUUUCUUCGAUUCCGACAUUGACAUGGCAGAAGGUGCUGUCUUGCGCCUGCUGUGA
This is a messenger RNA of Cladocopium goreaui, 450 nucleotides long. NCBI's taxonomy places the organism in Eukaryota, Dinophyceae, Suessiales, Symbiodiniaceae. The record is from the annotation of a GenBank genome assembly.